AAACGGAGCGGAGAUGCUGCCCUGGCGCCGGAGCAAGUUUGUGCUGGUGGAGAAUGAACGCAAGUGCAAAGGGAAGAGCCUGGGGCCAGGGCUGAGCUACGCGGCGCUGCUGGCCGGGUUCCUGCGCUCCUGCCCGGACCUCCUGCCCGACUGCCCGCUGGAGCGCUUGGGCAGCGUUUUCCGCGGCAGACGCCAGAAAGUGGAGCUGAAUAAAGAGGACCCAACCUACACCGUGCGGUACCUGGGCAACGCCGUCACCCUGCACGCCAAAGGCGAAGGCUGCACCGAGGAGGCGGUGGGCAAGAUCUGGGCUAAAAGCGAGGCCGGCUCCGGCGGGGGGGCCAAGAUGAAGCUGACGCUGGGGCCUCAAGGCAUCCGCAUGACCCCCUGCGAGAAGGGAGCCCGGCGGCUGGGCCACGCGUACCUGCUGCACCGCAUCACCUACUGCGCCGCCGACCGCCGCCACCCCAAGGUCUUCGCCUGGGUGUACCGGCACCAGGUGAAGAACAAGGCGGUGGUGCUGCGCUGCCACGCCGUCAUGGUCUCCAAAGCCGACAAGGCGAGGGCCAUGGCCCUGCUGCUCUACCAGACCUCGGCCUCCGCCUUCGACGAGUUCAAGCGGCUCAAGAGGCAGAACGACUUUCGCCACGUCCAGCAGCAGCUCCUGGGCGACGCCAUCGUCCCCUUGGUGCCCCUCCGCAAGCUGCUCAACGCCAAGUGCCCCUACCGCCCGCCCGCCGAGAGGGCUCGCUGCGCCCCGCGCCUCAGCUCCAUCCUGGAGGAGGAGGAGGAAGAGGCUGCCUUGGGGGCCGGGGCACCCCUGGGGGACGGCGGCCCCGGGGAGCGAGCGGCGGUGCUGCGGCUGGCCAGGGAGAUGAGGGGGUGCAGCCUGCGCGGCCCCCGGCCCGCCCUGUGCUGAGGGGUCUGGGGGUGAGGCGUCCUCCGCGGGCUGAAGUGGGACCCUCCUCACCUUGGGGGUCGAAACUGGACGUGAUGGCUUCGUUGACAGAGAAGACCCUUGGGAGGAGGACAUUGCACCCCCAGGACAAGGAUGUUUGCACCCCCAGGAAGGGGAUGUUUGCACCCCCAGAAUGACAAUGUUUGCACCCCCAGGAAGGGGAUGUUUGCACCCCCAGGACGAGGAUGUUUGCACCCCCAGAAUGACGAUGUUUGCACCCCCAGGAAGGGGACGUUUGCACCCCCAGGAUGGCAAUGUUUGCACCUCCAGGACGAGGAUGUUUGCACCCCUAGGAAAGGGAUGUUUGCACCCCUUGGACGGGGAUGUUUGCACCC
Messenger RNA from Dryobates pubescens (Downy woodpecker), 1293 nucleotides. It is a transcript of the gene FAM43B, whose product is annotated as family with sequence similarity 43 member B. The transcript has a single exon. The record is from RefSeq and is a predicted model, not a curated record. Bases 14 to 919 code for a protein of 301 amino acids. Lineage: Eukaryota; Metazoa; Chordata; Aves; Piciformes; Picidae.